AUGGUAUUAAUAGCUGCAUUGGUCUGCAAAUCUGACCCUGAAAGAAAACAUUCUUUGAAGUGUGUCAUCCUUGAAUCUAAUCCUUUUCCUUCUGCCAAGUGUUUCAUCUACAUACCAUCUAAAACAUUGUGGCAUGCUUAUGACAAUAAAGAAGGGAAGAACCCAAAUGAUUAUUGCAUAUUUGAGGUUGGACUUCCUGAGGAUCUUGAAUCUUUGCACUCCUUGCUUUGGUGGCUGCAAUUUUUUGACCGUCUUUGUUCCAUGUUGGAUACAGUUCUUAGUGGAACAAAACAUGGACACUUUGAGGAGCAAUUCAUGGAGAGUAUGCAACCUCUUGGGAAUUCAAGGAAGCUCAAGUGCACAUCUUCAAGCUAUACAUUCCUUGAUCAUGAAGCUGGAGCUCUUGAAGAUGAUAGAAGGUCAACGGAAUUAAUUUGGUUGUUAGGCUUCCAAUAUUGCUAUUUAUUAAGAAGCAGAACAACUAUAUUAUUUGAGUUUUAUCACCAUAAACCCAAACCUGAGAAUUUCCUGUUAAGCUUUAGCAAUAUUCUUCAACAAUGUAUCAGGCUUCUUAUUCCAAAAAUUUGCAAGCAUGAUGUCUUUUUGAGUUUUAGAGGUGAAGAUACACGUAGAACCUUUGUGAGUCAUUUCUUUAAUGCUCUAAAACAAAGAGGAAUCCACGCUUUCAAAGACGAUGAGCGAUUGGAAACUGGAAAAUCAAUUUCUGGUGAACUUUUGAAAGCUAUAGAAGAGUCUAGAUUUGCUAUUGUGAUAUUUUCCAAAAAAUAUGCAUCCUCAAGAUGGUGCUUAGAGGAGCUUGCACACAUCAUAAAGUGCAAAAAUGAAUUGGAUCAGAUUGUGAUUCCAGUCUUCUAUGAUGUGAGUCCAUCAAAUGUGUCCCAUCAAAAUGCCCCUUUUGCUAAAUCCUUUUCCAAGCAUGAGAAAAAUUACAAAGAUGAUUUGGAGAAGGUUCAAAGAUGGAGGGAUGCAUUCUCGGAGGCACGGAAAAUAUCAGGGUAUCAUUUACAAAAUUUCAAGGAUGAGGCAUAUUGCAUCAAGAAGCUAGUUGAUGACAUAUUUCCUAAAUCGCUUCAAGUUAUUUCACCUUUUCCGGAAAGCUUAGUGGGUACGAAAUCUCUGGUUGAGAAAGUAACCUCAUUAUUAGAUAGGGAAUCAAACGAUGUUUGCUCUAUUGGGAUUUGGGGUAUGGGCGGCAUAGGCAAGACAUAAAUUGCAAGUGCUCUAUAAUCAAACAUACCGUCAUCGAUUUGAAGCCGAUUGUUUUCUUGGUGGUGUAGGAACAUUUUAUCAGAUCAAUGGACUAACAUGGCUAGCAGAAGUCUUCAUUUGCAAGCUCUUGGGUGAAAAGAUGACUCUAACUAGUGAACACGAAGGGCUGAUUACUUUAAAGAAUGUGCUUCACUGGAA
Molecule: messenger RNA, 1428 nt
Organism: Lycium ferocissimum
Lineage: Eukaryota; Viridiplantae; Streptophyta; Magnoliopsida; Solanales; Solanaceae
Product: TMV resistance protein N-like
Exons: 6
Coding region: 1-1230 (409 amino acids)
Biological process (GO): signal transduction
Source: RefSeq, a predicted model, not a curated record